This is a messenger RNA of Myodes glareolus (Bank vole), 7343 nucleotides long. RefSeq names its product guanylate cyclase activator 2A (gene Guca2a). Gene Ontology annotation, molecular function: guanylate cyclase activator activity. The record is from RefSeq and is a predicted model, not a curated record. NCBI's taxonomy places the organism in Eukaryota, Metazoa, Chordata, Mammalia, Rodentia, Cricetidae. Gene Ontology annotation, cellular component: extracellular region.
CCUGUCUGGAAAAAAAAAAAAAAAAAAUCAUGUAAGCAAAGGCUGCAGGGAAUGCCUGUGACCACCAGGGGGCGGUGCUGCUAGCCGCUUGCCUCUUUUCCUGAUGGGUUCUUUCUACUCUUGAGCUGUGCUGCUCCUCUUCCGCCCCCAGAGCUUACAAAGGAAGAGGAUCCAACCCUUCAUGUCUGUCCCCUCCUCUCAUGCAGUAACUGCUGGCUGGAGAAGCCUGAGCCCUUGCAGUUCUCAGCCUAAGCACCCUGUGGGGUUACUUCAGAGCUGCUUUGGCUGGACCAUAAAGAUGCUUACCACUCCCAGGGAUGUCACCCCAAAUCUCCCCUCCCCCCGGACCUGCUGAUGAAAGGGGGUGCCACUCAGGCAGGUCCCACACCUUUCCCUCCCCAGCCCUGCCUGUGAGCCUGAGUGGGCCUGGAUGGUGCCCCAUGCACAGCUCUGUCAAGUGCAUAAUGAUUAUUGCCACCAUUUGCUAGCUCCCUGCCCGGCAUUUGACAGCCAUUAUCUGCCUCAGCACUCCCAGCCACCUCGUGAGGUCAGUGUCAUUAUCUGCCUUUUACUGCCUGGUAUUGCCAUUCAGAGAGGUGAAGUACCGUCCCAAAGGUCACUGCCAGUGUGUAGGGGAGGGCAGCCCAGAUCUGCCUCAUUCCGGUCUGUGUUUUCCACAGAGGCCUAUUUCCUUUUCCACAGUGACGCCAGUGCCCUUGACCUCCUCAUUCCCAGCCCACCCUACCCUAGAGCCUGCCCACAUCCCUAUUGAAGAAUGUCACCCCUUUGCCUUCACCCCCCCCCAUAGGUCAGAGGACUUCUUCCUGUCCCAUGCCUGAGUGAUGCUUAAGUGGCAGGAAUGGUCCUAUCUCAUUCAAGCAUAGGUGUGAGGCUGUGUGUGUUUGUGUGUGUGAGAGUGAGAGAGACAGACCCCAUGAUGGUUGAAUGAAUGUCACUGUGUACCCUGUGUGACUGCAACAGAUUUUUUUUCCAUUUUCAUAUGUGUGUGUGUGUGUGUGUGCGUUUGUGUGUAUGGACAUACAGAUGGCUAUGUGUUUACGUAGGUGUGCACACUUGUGGAGGCCCCUGACUUGAGGUCAGGUCAGUGAGACGGGUUCUCAAACCCAGAGCUCACUGAUAAUGGCUAGUUUUGCUAGCCAGCUUGCUUUGGGGAUUCCAUCUCCACCUUCCAAGACUGCCAACCCACCUAACAUUAUGUUGGUUCUGGAGAUCCAAACACCAGUUCUUAGGGUUGCUCACAGAUUGGAGGUAGAGAGACAGGUCAGAGGGGUAUGGAGGCUCCUUGGAUUCUCCUUAGGAGCAUCUCUCUCUUCCUGGGUCCUGUAUCCUAGGGAACACUCGUCUGGGAUUGUGGUUCUUACCCAGGUGCUGUUGGAGUUGGGCCCUGCGAGUCUUCUGUAGAUAUUUUUUCUCGUCACCUGCCUGGCUCGUCUCUGUUGCUGCUGUCACGGGUAGUGUUUUGAGCUAGAUGGUAGACGUAUGCCUGCACGUGCCCAGGCUUCCCCAUCCUAGAUGACAGACGUAUGCCUGCACGUGCCCAGGCUUCCCCAUCCUAGAUGGCAGACGUAUGCCUGCACGUGCCCAGGCUUCCCCAUCCUAGAUGGCAGACGUAUACCUGCACGUGCACGUGCCCAGGCUUCCUCAUCCUAGCGGAAGCUGAUUCCUUGUCAUUUGGCCUGUAGUCCAGAUCGCUGCAGGCCUCGGGGGCCCAGCACAACUGAUGCUUAAGGCAAUGGAGAGAAUAUGAGGUUGGAGUCAGAUUCUAGGGUUCCUUGUGAGCAAGACACUACAUUUCCUGAAUCUCAGGAUCUUCUGACAUGGGAACACCUUACCUCAGAGUGCUGUUGAGAAGCCACAUGGCACCUUCUUCCCUACCUCCCUCCGCUCUAGCCCCACACACCCUUGCCCAUACUACUGAGGUGGGAUAUUCCAACUCACCGGAUAUUGCUCACCGGUUGCAACUCAACAGCUACUCUCAGCCCACUGCCAAAGUGUUUCUGUACACAGUGGCUCUGCCAAGGUCUGAAACUGUCUCACUGUCAUGAGGCAAGUGCCCAAGCUCGGCGCUGUUUGAGCCCUGCUGUGCUUCAGCCGUGGCCAGCUCUCCUUCCCUGCACUCCCAGGUCUACACCUGUCACAGGCCACUUCAAAUACCAACAGGGAUACAGUAGACUGGCUUUGGAGCAGCCUCAGGCUUUCCCCUCAUGCCUCUUAGCAUGUCCCACAAGGAGUCCAUGUCCUGUCUUGGCUUCAGUUUCUCUGAGUGAGUGAGAGAGAGAGAGAGAGAGAACGGCACUCCUGAGGGUGGACACUCUAGCUGAGUCUUCUUCCUGCCCUCCAGGGUGGGAGGUUGUCUCAGUGAGAUGCCUCCAGGAGGGGAAGGAGAAGGAGGCAGCUGCUUUGUGUGAGCAGGAGCAGAUGGUGAAUGGGUGUCCAUCAUCUCAUCCGGGCCAACCACAGGGGGAUGACUCGGCUGGGCAAACAAGCAGACACACCCUCUCCACUCCCCAGCUGCCCCCUGAAGCAUCAAGAGAAAGCACCCACCAACCUGGGACCUGGGGGAGGGGGAACUGGGCUUGGGCUCUGGCCAGAGCCUCCAAGCCCCACCAGCUGCCACUUCCUGUGUGACAGUGAGCACUCUCCGCUGCAACGUGGACAUUGCUGACUCGGCGGGCUGCUUCUCUGUCCCCCUUGAAGGGGAAGUUUGUGUGAAGCCAGGGCCAGUCCAGGAGGCCCUGCGCUGCGCUGAGUAGAAGAUUAGGUUUUUCUCUGGCAUUUGAGAAAAUUGGAUUCAGUUCUGGAAUUUAUAGCUAUAUGACCACAGUUGUCCCCAAAUCCACCUGGCAGUAAAUCUGAAAAAAUGUGCCUUCCCCUGGGCUUAAGUUGGCCAAAGCUUGUGUUUACACGUGUGCUGUUGGCCCUAUGCCCUUCUGCAGUUCACAGUCAAUACAGCUGUACCCAGCAGCCAUGUGCGUGUGUACCCUCAGGAAGUCAGGGGUUCUUAAUCUCACUUAGCUUCAGAUCAGCACCCCACCCCUCAAAAUGGGAUUAUGCAGUGAUUUCUUAACUCAUUUCCAAAGCUGUUAAAGAGGCUCGUAGCCACUGGAAUUCUCAGGCAGUUACGGCUUCCUGUGUGUUCCCAUGGCAACCAGAGAUUGCUGUACCCUCUAAAACACAUUUACAAGUUUUACAGGUUGGACUAAAAUAUGGACCACACCUUUCUCAAGGUCACACGUGUUCAGGCUGUUUCUGCCUUGGUUUAGGCCUGUGGGCAAACAGGCAGGAAUCCCCAGAGGGCUAAGUCUCUAGUAGACCUGACCAAUGGACACCAGGAAAUCACAAUGGCGUCACCCAGACACAGCCUUUAAGCCAGAUCUGCUGGUCAGAACAAUAGUGUUAGUCUCUGUGGGAAGCCCAGGAUACCCCCACAUCUGGCAGAACCCCUCCCAGCUUCCAGCACUGGGGGUAAGGACCGUUGUGUUGGGAGUAGGGGCAGUCUGACAGCCAGAGCUGCAGAGCUCUGCCUGGGGCUUGGCCCAGUCAGUCUCAAGAAUUGUCAGCCACAGUUGUUAACUGCUAUGGAUAUAUCACUGCUUGGGGCAAGUCCUGCCACCUUCUGGAUUCCCUCCAGACAUGGUGGCAUCCACUGAAUUCCAGGCCUUUUCUGAGCAUUGAGCAUACAGCCAAUGUUGCUGGCCUCUCACAGGCUUGCUUGGAGUGUCAUGGGAAAGCCUCUAGGAUGCAGACGAGUGGAAGUGGUCUUAACUCCGGGGCUCAGGGGCCCCUGGAAGUUGCUAGAAAACACUGGAAUCUACAGCACAGAAGCUGAGACACUCAGGUCAUGUGACUUUUAAAAGAUGGAGCUGACACCAAAUCUAGAGACAACCUAGCUCCAGGACCUGAGCUCUGGCUUCCGCUCUCCUGGUUAGUGCUUUGAGAUCCUGGUUGAGCGGUAUACACAGUGGGGGUGGGGGGUAGAUCAUGACCUUGAGUGCCAGCCAGGCAAGGCAGUCUGGCUUUUCUCCAAGGUUUGGGGCAGCAGCUGGUUGUCCCUACAUGGUGAGGCAGUCAGGUCCAGGGGAUACUGUGGCUUGGAAGGCCAUGGAAGUGUGUUGGCUUGCCAAAAGAGGUGGUCUUGGAGUAUGGGAAUCCCAAACAAGAGUCAUGAAGUGACAGAGCAAGGCAGGCAGGGUGCUGAGAACAAGUCUCUGGAUUCAGGGUGAAAGCUUAGGGUUCUGGGAUUACAGCCAAGGUCCAAGUUCUAGCAACUUCAAUGCAGGCUGAUGAGGUUGUAUGUUCCCUGAAAAAGAGCUGGCCGCAGGUUGAACAGGGGCAGUAAUGGGAAAGGGAAGAAGAGGUUUCCCGUUCUCAGAACAGAGUUGGUGGGCUUGGAUAGGGCCAGACCCAAAGGGAUCGGACCUCAUAGCUACUUCCUCUUUCCCACAGUGUGGUACCGCUUCAUCCGAACAGGCACGUGAAGCAGCUCCUGGGCAGGAGAGGCAGCAGGGGUGGAAGCCCCUUCCCUCCGCCCAAUCACAGCCAGACCUUAGGAGGGAACACAAGAGCCACCUUGAGCCAGAAAAGGGUUCUUCUAACGCAGUCCCACCCUAAAACCAAAUCAAAUCCCAGCACAGUCUUGGGCUCCUACGUCAUCCCAGGCCUAACCCAAAUCAUAAACCCAGCCCCACCUUACCUGCAACCUCACUGCAAACUCCACUCAAAGGAGUCCGAACCCAGCCCCGCAGCCUCCAUGCCCCUUAGUCUCCAUCGCAGACUGUCCCACCCAGGCACCCACAUGCAGACCCAACAUGCUCCAUCCUCAAAGCCCAGCUCCAACUCUUAGCAGGAACUCCCAGCCCCUGACUGACUGCCUAGUCCUCGUGUUAGCCCAGCUCGCCCUGUAACCCCACCCCAGUGUACCCCUCUCUUUCUUCCCCACCACAUCAUUCCUCCCAUUGGCAGCGACAGUGACCUCACCUCCAACCCAGCUCACUGGUACCCAGCAACUGCCUAUCCGUGCUGAGCUGCACCCUUGUGGAGCACAUGGAUUACACGUGUACUUGUCUGCAGUUACACAGACACACUGUUUCCUGAAGUACACACCCACCUCCUCACAUAUAUGUAUAAACAUAGACACACUUCAGGACAAAUACACAUACUUUAGUGUAUGCACACAUUCCUAGUAAUAUACACAUCUCCAUGUACACACAGACACCUCAGCACACACACAUUCAUCCUUAACAUAGACUCAUAUACUCUUUAGUGUACAUGUGCAUAUGCAAUCAUAUACACACCUCGGUUAUGUCAUCCUUGGACAUACAUAGGUACAUCCAUCCGCAUGCUCAGUGCCUACACACAAACACACACACUCUUCGGUGCACACACAAACACACCUAUGCACAAAUUCCUUUCAGAAUACCUACAUAUAUCCUUCGAUACACACCUCAACAUAUGUACUCAUACACAUCUCAGUGCACACAUACAUACUCCUUCAGUGUGCACACACAUAAACCUCAGUGUACAUACAUGACACUUCUCAGUGAAUUCACGCAUUUGCACGACUCCACAGUGAUGGAGGUGCACAGAAGUCCAGUCUAGCUUAAGAGCAUUUCAGGACCAAAUGUUUCCUGCCCCUGCCUCUGGGUUAAAUACUUUCUAGUCCCUUCUUCCCAGGCUCCUCUCCCAUCCAGGGAUGCUGUCCCUCACCCUGACUUUCUGGAUAUGCAGCCAUUGUGGUGGAGCAACAGGAAGAAAAGGAGGCCCCAGGACAGCUUUCUCUAGAGUCCUGGGGCUCAUACACCCUAGGACCUGGAGUGGGCACACACUACAUUAGGCAUGUUCGAUCCUAAAGGUCAGAUUGGAGGGGCCCAGCUUCGCAUAGAUCCAUCUCAGCCACUGAGAGCAGGGUGGGGCAGGUCAGAGGGGCCAUACCACCUGAGAACCUGCAGUAGCUGGGCUAGGCAGGUGGCCGUCAGAGGAGACAGUGGGAGCCAGGAGGAGCUGCUGCUAUUCGGGUAACAGACACCUUCAGCAAGGCCUCCCUGUGUGCCAGGAACUGCAUGGAACACCUAGGAAAUCCGCAUAGAAUCCAGCAUGAGGGCAUCUGCCAUCCGGGGAGGUAUUCACAUUGGUCUGCGUAAGACCCUGAUGGGACAAUGGGACUUGGAGAGCAGGCAUCUGCCAGUGACUCUCACAUCAAAAACAGGCAGGUGGUGGGAUUUGAAUGCAUGCCUGAGAAUGGCGGAGUUGAAUCACAGAGACCAAGUUUGGAGUGUGUUCUGAGUCGUGUGUUCCCAAUCUCCCCAUUCUCCUUUCUUGGGGUUCACUUUUCUCAUCCAGGCCCAGCUCACCUCUGACUCCUAGCAGCCCCUGUGGACAGAAAUACCCCAUCCUCAAGCCUCUGCAUUGGCUUGAGCUCCUUGGGGAGACCUCCUGUCCCAAAUGGGAGAUGCCUCUUUCAUACUCCCCACCCCUAUGCUAAUGGCCCUGUCUCUGUUGUCAUUGUCGUCACAGUCACCUUUCUGGGCCUCUUUCUUCAAGGGCAGGGCUGGGUCUACAGGGCCUGGCCCAGAGUAAAUGCAGGACCCAGCCCAGCUGUGGGUCAAAGUAGUGCCCAGGGAGGGGCUGGGGCUCUGUUGAUCUCUUAUCUCCCAGGCUCCCUUGACCUUAUCUGAUGGGGCUCAACAGGCAGCAGAUGAGGCUGACAAGGCCCCAGGGUUACUGAGUAACCCCGGGCUCUUUAAAAGUCUCCCUGUUUACCCCGACACCCAGCAUGGGCCAGUUCUCUGCACUGCACACUGCUACCAUGAAGGCCUGUUUGCUCUCUUUGCUGUGCCUCCUGGGUGCCUUGGCUGUCCUGGUAGAGGGGGUCACUGUGCAGGAUGGGGACCUCUCCUUUCCUCUGGAGUCAGUCAAACAGCUUAAGGACCUCAAAGAGGAACCAAAGCCCCGGCUGGUGAGUCACAAGAGGUUGGCCGCCAGGGCUCCUCAGCCUGUGACACCAUCGCUGUGCAGCCACCCUGCCUUUCCGGAAGCUCUGAAGCCCCUCUGCACGAAACCCAACGCUGAGGAGAUCCUGCGGAGACUGAGGGCCAUUGCUCAGGACCCAAACACAUGUGAGAUCUGUGCCUACGCUGCCUGCACCGGAUGCUAGGAUGACUUGUCUUCUCGGCCAGCGAGGAAGCCCCUGCUACCUUCUAGAAGCAAGGGCCUGACAAAUUCCCGCCCCCAGCAUCUCAGCCUACCCUGCCCAUGCAGGGAGGAGGCUGAGGAGAUAACUACUUGGGGAGUCCUACCUUCAGCCAAUAAACCAGACUCCUGUA